AUGAGCUGGAACCUAGGAUUCCUUGGCUGUGGAAGGGUUUAACGAGAACCUCACAGGUGGGAGAUUUUUGACGUUUCUACAUCAUAUAUCGUACGAGAAACGACAAAUUUAUAGCAGAGAUUUUUGGUGUUGUUGAUUUUCAAAGACUAUCAAAAAUGGUGGGUGAACGUAGUUUGAUUUUCCAUUUCAAUCAGUUGAAUUAACGCAUGUACAGAAAUUUUGUAAAAAUUGGAAAAUCAGUGACAAUGUUUCAGAAAGUGAUAAUUUGAUUUCUCCAACCUAUUUGGAAUUUUUUUUUUUUUUUUUUUUCUAUCGACAAAUUAAGGUUUCGAAGAUUUAUCGCAAAGUUAAAAAAUAGGUUUUCAAAAGUCUUUAAAGAAAAGAGAGAGAGAAAAAAAGAAGAAAAAUUAGAAAUUACGAAGAAAAAGGAAGAAAAAAUGCGAGAUAUCGCUAACACUGAAAUCGAUAGUUUUUUCCUUGGCCGCGAACUUUGGUCGCGCUACUAGCGUCAUUUCUCGUGAUCAGUCGCACUUUCCGUAUCCUGAAAGUAUCGGAAAAUUGAGAGGAAAGGAACGAGAGACUGAGUUAGCGAAAGACGGUGGGAUGUCUACGUGAAAAAAGGAAGAAAAUUCGCGAUAGAUUUGCUUAGGAGAGACGACGCGUGGCUACGGUCCGUGAUGUAACUCAACGUCCUUACUACGCGCCGAGUUGCACGAGGUCGGUGAUCGCUAUAAAAAAAUGCGACGGGUACACGUGGAGGCAGCGGUAGGCGGUUUCUGCCGCGACACAGCGCGGUAUUGCACCACCGCCGACCGCGACGACUGCCUCACUGAGAGCCGCGCGUGCAGGUUUAACCCAGCCUUAACCUAUUCUGAACCGACGAUCUCUCUCAUAUACGUACGACGUAUGCGAACAACGCCCGAUUACUUUAAUAAUAAUAAGUUUUAUAUUAAAUUGGAAAUUUAGAUUUCAAGAAAGAUGUUUCAAGUAUAAACUAUUACGUUUGUAAUUAAUAUGCACUGAGACCAAUCGAGGUUUUUCUUGUUUUGCUUUGAAGUAUUUCCCACGGCAUUGAUGGAAAGAGUCUUCUUACAGGAUUUUAAUCGAGAAGACGGAUUUAUUGUUGUAAUCGAAGAAUUAACAAGUAGCAAAUAAAUUUUUCAUUCUAAAAAUAAGCAGCAAAUAUAGACGUAGAUAGUUCAAUUUUAUUAACGUAACGUGCACGAGUUUAAACGAUAAUUAUUUUCUUCUUUAACUAUUACGCCUAUUACGCUGGAUACAAUUCAAAUAAAAUUAACAAGGUGAAUUCUGUAUCGAGCCGUGACUACAUAAAAAUCGUAACUACAAAAAGAUGAAAAUAAUCUCACAAAUUAUCUUCGUAAUUCAUUAGUAAAUCACAGGUACAGAAUCCUUCGUGUUUUGUUUUUUUAAACGCGUAAGAUGCUCUUUGUAUCGAAACAACUAUAUUUUCAAAAAUUAAUUAAAUAAAUUGAUAGAGAAGGAUCUUUCUUCGUAGACGAUUAAAUUAAUAUCGUUGCUUUUUAUCGUUUUCUUUUUUUUCCAAAAAAGAAAGGGAAGAAAAGCAAAGGCACACGAGUUCGUCAUAGGCCCGGUACAAUUGGGGACGGGCCAAAGUUGUAAAAUGCGUGUAUUACCUACGUACGUACGUGAUGCGUGCGCGUGCGCGUGCGUGUACACAAGGGGCGUUGCACGAUAUGUGGGCGGUUUUUUUUUCUUUUUGGAUUUGAAAAGGGGCGAUUGGUGGGGAGGAGUAGAGCAGUGUUACCCUAAUGUUUCGGAGCAGCGCGUUUCAAAUCGAAGCAUUUACACACUCGCACGCAGUUCACGCGUAGAGGACGACGUUCCUACUGUUUUCUUCCUAUUUAUCUCAUGAAAAUAGUCGUCUACAGUACAAAUAAACGUUUUAUUGUUGUUGUUGUUGUUGUUGUCUUGCUGUUGCAGAUAGAUCGAUUUGACGAUACAUUUCAUUUUAUCCUCCUUUUAAAUAGAUUUGAUGAUUGUAAUUAAUUCAAAUAUAUAUUUUUGUACGAUAAAAGUUUAUCAUGUCGAUCGAUCGAUUGAAUUUUAUUUUAUUUAUUUUAAAUCGUUGGAAGCUUUUUAAUAUAUUUCUUACGCAGAACCGACCUUUCGAAUCGUCUUUACGAUAUAUUUUAUAAAUUUUACAAUUUAUUUAAAAUUUUACAAGAAAUACACACACACACACACACACACACACACACACACACAUCGAUCGUUUCUCAAUUUCAUUGUCCCGAUUCAACUCGUCGAAAUACGAACAUUUACAAAAAUAUGACGUCGCGACUCUGUAUCGUGAUUCAUUCGCGUCAUAAACGUACGACGGCAUUUUUAAUAAACUUUAUUCGUCGAUUAGCAAUUAACGUUGCAUCGCUAACUUUAUAAUACAGUUUCACUCGCAAAACUGUCGUGGAUUAUUAUUCAUGGCGGUUCUGAGGAAACUGUCUGUUCGAACAUGACUGGAUCGUUUCGAAAAAAAGAAAAGAAAAAAAAGAAAAGACUCUAAUGAUGGUUAUUAUUUCUUGCGUUCUCAGAUUAAUGCGUCUGCGGCGGAGAAUGGUGGGUUACUAUCAAACGACGAAGCAGGUGACAAAUUUGAGAACGAUGUGCUCAGUGAGCAACAACAACCAUCAGGAGGUAGUACCGUCAAGCGUGGAGCCGCUGAAUCCGGUGAAAAGUCUGGUGUGCAGUCCGGAUUUGAGCGUGUUCACGCCGGCAUGCAGCGGCGAGGCUCUGUCGGCAAACGCUGCCGAGGAGAAGACGUACCAGUGCUUGCUGUGUCAGAAAGUUUUCGACCAGAAGAGCUUGUAUCAGACUCAUUUGCGUUCGCACGGUAAAGAAGGCGAGGAUCCUUACCGAUGCAACAUUUGCGGGAAAACUUUCGCGGUACCUGCGCGGCUCACCAGACAUUAUCGUACGCACACGGGUGAAAAGCCGUACCAGUGCGAAUAUUGUAGCAAAUCGUUCUCCGUAAAGGAGAAUUUGAGUGUACAUCGUCGUAUACAUACGAAAGAACGGCCUUACAAGUGUGACGUGUGCGAACGUGCGUUCGAACAUAGUGGGAAGCUGCAUCGGCAUAUGCGGAUACACACGGGGGAACGGCCGCACAAGUGUACAGUCUGCUCGAAAACGUUCAUCCAGAGCGGACAGUUGGUAAUACAUAUGCGCACACACACCGGGGAGAAACCGUACGUGUGCAAGGCCUGCGGCAAGGGAUUCACUUGUUCCAAGCAACUGAAGGUGCAUACGCGUACGCACACCGGGGAAAAACCUUACACUUGCGACAUCUGCGGCAAAUCUUUCGGUUACAAUCAUGUUCUCAAAUUGCAUCAGGUUGCCCACUACGGUGAGAAAGUUUACAAGUGUACAUUGUGUCACGAGACAUUCGGCUCGAAGAAGACAAUGGAGCUGCAUAUUAAAACUCAUUCGGACUCGUCGGUGGCUGGCUCUCCUAGGGACUCGCCAAUCGAGCCAGAGAUUGAGAUCUCGCAGCAGACAAACAGUAGUGUAGGCACUGCCAGUGAUAAAGAGAACCACAAGACUGAAGAGCCAAGUAACGAUGCUGCUGUUGCUGUUGUUGCUGCUGUUGCUGCUACUACCGCUUACGAUGACACUGCGCGAGAUUUCCCCUACUACAUGUAUUCCCGAGAGCAGUAUUCACAACCACUGUUGAUGCCUAGCGAAGACAAAGUUGUUUUCCAAACAACAUCCGCAGUCUCUGUUGAACAGCCUCCUCAUUCGUUUCGUCCCGUACCUUCGCCAGAUCCUCUCGAUUUGGCAAUCCCGGUACGAGAAACGUUAAUCCUUCCUCCGAGGAAACGGUGUAAAAUGAUCUUGCAAUCGAUGGAAAGUGAGAGGAACGGCCUCAUUGCCUCUCAAAGACAGAACUCUGUUAUUCAGUUUGCAAAAGCAUCAUAG
Heterotrigona itama is the source of this 3954-nucleotide messenger RNA. Lineage: Eukaryota; Metazoa; Arthropoda; Insecta; Hymenoptera; Apidae. The record is from the annotation of a GenBank genome assembly.